ACGUUGUCUAUACAACUUCUCAAGAUAUUUUAAAAUGUUUCAUUUAUACAACUUGUAAUCCGAUUCAAUACUGUACAACAUUUGAUCAAGUUUAGUGAUUUGUAUAAUAUUAACGAUUCGUUAGUAUUUGAAAGUCAUUCGUUUGUCGAAUGUGUUGCGGAACACAUUUGCUAGGAUUUUAGAGGUUAUCUUCAGUGCUCCAAAUUUCUUUUCGUCGUCCGCAUAUUGGUUUAUUCAACUGAAACGGAUCAACGGAUAUGGUCUUUUGGGACACCGUGUAUAUUCGUAGGGUGCGUAUAUAUGUGUGUAGUGGUCAUUAAAGAAACUCAGUCUGAGCAAGAUGGCCGGCCGGAUCAGUUCGGCCUUCUAUUACUCCGCGCUUGUUUUUCAUUUAAUACUGUUAACGAGUUCGAAUAAUGGGGAGAGAUACGGUGACAAAGCAACGACGCUUCACAUUACGGAGGACCAUGACUCGUUUGGAUACAAACGGCCACUUAUCAUCAACCGGAAUGAAGAUUUUUUGGAUGAUGCCAGCGAAACGUCAUUUGGUCGUAACCGCAGGGAUGUCCCUUCAAUGAAUUCAAAUAAUAAACCGAACAUCGUGACGAAGGUUAAUGCUUUGAAUGAUUCACAUCAACAAUUGAUGGUGCAUUGGGUAGGUGAAGGAUCUAAUGUAAUAAUAUGUCUGGCAAGAGAUAGCGCACCUACGAUACGACUUCAAGGAAGUAAGGUUCCGGUACCCACCAAUCCUAGUGCUGUAUAUAUAAGUUACGAUUAUGGCGAUACAUUUGUGAACAAAACUGAAGAGUUUAAGAUUUCUUCUGAACCUAAUGCAUCGUAUGCAACUUUGGACAAGUUUAUCAAUCAUCCAAAAUAUUACAAAUAUUGUGUCUUUGUAGACAGUUCAAAUAGUUUAAUUUUCAUUACGCGUAACAAUAGCGAAUUUAUUCUACGAGUGGCAGUACCAUUCCAUCCAAGCGAAAUUUCAUUUUAUGAAAUGAAUCCUACAUUUCUUGUCGCUCUCGACAAAGUCGAUAGUAUGCGCAGAUUAUGGGUAUCGGUAAAUAUGGGACUCUCAUGGGUGACAUUGUACCAUUAUGUGAAAGCAUUCUUUUGGUCCUCUACAUCUACUUUAGUCGUCGAACGUAUAGAACCUUCUGGAUCGAAUACUGUUUUGGAAUUACCUUUGUUACAACUAUGGUAUCCAAUGUCUCGCUAUCGAUCGGAAAUGAGAAUGUUCAAUAGAUCAUUUACAGUUGUAAUGACAAAUGUUGAAGAUUUCCAAAUUAGAGGCGACUAUAGAUUUGCAACAUCGAAGAAUACAAAGAAUGGAUCGGAAAGCUUAGAUCUUUACGUGUCUUACAAGAAUAAUAGCUUUAUUAAGGCUGAAUUCAAUACAGAGUUACCUUGUAAAAAUUAUCACAUCGUCGAUGUUUCACAUAAUAGAGUCUUUGUUGCGGCUGCUCACAGUGAAACCCAAGUCAAUCUUUAUAUAUCAGAAGUCAUAGAUCAGAAGCAGGCAACAUUCGUAUUAUCUCUUGAUGGAAUUCUUACAUUUUUCCCGAACAACACUUGGAAAGACAGUUGGUUAAACGAUGUAGCCGAUGAGGCAUUUACAGACUUGUAUAAGGUUGAAGGUCUUCGUGGUAUUUACAUAGCAUCGCAAGUAAAAGGAACACCGAAAUCAGGCUCUAUCGGACCAGAGAAUCUAGUAUCGUUGAUAACAUUCGACCAUGGAGCAACAUGGAAUCGCAUCAAACCACCACUAGCGAAUCACGAAGGGUUCUAUAUUCACUGUUCAGAAUCGUGUUCAUUGCACCUGAGUCAACGUUUCAGUCAGUUGUAUCCCGUGACAAGAUCAGUGUCGAUUAUGAGUUCCAAGUCCGCUCCUGGUAUUAUAAUGGCUACCGGAGUAAUAGGACCAAAUCUUAAAGGUCAUCCUGCUCUUUACGUGUCCAGAGAUGCUGGACUUACGUGGAAACAAGUCCUUAAGGACUAUUAUUUCUUUAAUAUGGGUGAUCAUGGCGGUCUUUUGGUAGCUGUCAAGUAUUUCAAGUCACGCGGCGAGACGAGCGAUCUUUCUUAUUCUGUCGACGAAGGUGAAACCUGGCAAUCGUACAAGUUUAAUGAAAAAAUGUUACGGGUAUACGGAUUAAUGACCGAACCUGGAGAAAACACGACGGUGUUUACGAUGUUUGGUUCAGACAGCGGACAGCAUCAAUGGUUGAUAAUUAAAGUUGACUUGCGGAAUGUAUUCGAAAGAGAUUGCACCAAGGAUGAUUUUAAGUUCUGGUCUCCAACGAGUACAGAGAACAGUACAACAGAUUUGCCGGUGAUGGCGUGUGUCUUGGGCCGAAUGGAGACUUAUCAGAGAAGAGCGGCACAAGCAAAGUGUUACACGGGCGUGGAUUAUGAUCGUCCGAUAAAAACGGAAAUAUGCCUGUGCGAUUACAAUGACUACGAGUGCGAUUUUGGGUUCGUGCGAGAUUCCUACCAUUGCGUUCGCGACAAGACCAUCGUUCUUCACGAUCCUUACGCUGUGCCAAGCGACUGCAAACCUGGAGAAUUUUAUAAUCGAACGAAAGGAUACGUAAAAAUAGCCGAUGACGAGUGCAUCGGUGGUUUAGCUAGAAAUUUUGAGCCAGAUGAAAUUCCGUGUCCUAUUGGAGAAGAGUCGGAGUUUUUGUUGGUGGCUCAACGAGAACAUAUAUCGCGGAUCAGUUUGGUAGGAGAGAGAUUAGAUAAGUUGCCGGUUCACGACUUAAAAAAUGUGAUAGCCAUAGAGUACGAUAUGAAAAAUAAUUGUUUGUAUUGGGCGGAUAUUGUGAAUGACACGAUUGGUAGACAAUGUUUCAAUAAUGGCAUGAGUGCUCCUGAAAUUCUAGUAGAAACCGACUUGAGUUCCGUAGAAGGAAUGGCGCUGGACUGGGUAUCGAAUCUUCUGUACUUUGUGGAUGGUGUUAAGAUGCGGAUUCAAGUGAUCAGGACAAAUAUAUCAACUAUGGGAAGAAUGCGAAGAACAAUUCUCGGUCCUAACAAUCUGCAAAAACCCAGAGGUAUAGCAGUUCAUCCAAUGAACGGUUACAUGUUUUGGACCGAUUGGGCUCCAGGCAAUGCCUCUGUUUCGAGGGCUAAUCUUGAUGGAACGGACGUUAAACGGUUAUUCGUAGAGCCAACCGUUGAAUGGCCAAAUGGAAUAACGAUAGACCAUAUAGCAGAACGAAUUUAUUGGGUAGAUGCCAGGCAGGAUUAUAUCGGGUCCAGCGACUUCGAUGGUAAGAAGUUCAAAAAGGUGAUUUCGAAGAAUGGCCGCGUAUCGCAUCCUUUUGCUGUCGCGGUAUUCAAGGACAAUAUGUAUUGGGAUGAUUGGAAGCAGUCGAUGAUAUUCGUCGCGGACAAGAAUCAAGGUUUAGGCAUAAACAUUAUUAUCGGUCAACUGUCUGGUUUGAUGGAUCUGAAGGUAUUCGGACACAGUACACAGGUUGGCACCAACGCUUGCACCAACAGUACCUGUUCGCACAUUUGCGUUGGAGCACCUCACGGUGGUUACGUCUGUCUUUGUCCGGACGGAAUGGAGAUGGUCGAGGAAAAAUGCAUGUGUCCAGGUAAUAUUCCACCCUUCUCAAACUCCACGUGUCCACGAGUCGCUAGAACCUGCGCGGCAAAUCAAUUCGCAUGUCAUAACGACGUUUGCAUCCCUGCAUUUUGGCGUUGCGAUGGCGACAACGAUUGCGGUGACAACUCGGAUGAGAUUCACUGCAACAGGACUACGUGUAGCUCGAACAGUUUCGAGUGCGACGAUAACAAAUGCAUUUCAAAGUACUGGGUUUGUGAUCUGGAUAAGGAUUGUAAAGACGGCAAAGACGAAAUGAAUUGCAAGUACUCAAAUUGUACAGAGUCUGAAUUUAGGUGCUACAAUAGUAGAUGUAUAUCGCAUAGGUGGGUAUGCGAUGGCGAGGAUGAUUGUCGGGAUGGCUCUGACGAGUUGUCUUGCAAAGGAAAAACAACACCGAGUACCUGCAGAUCCGACGAGAUUCUCUGUAAAUCCGACCAAACGUGCAUACCAACUGGUUGGAAGUGUGACGGAGAGCAUGAUUGCACGGACGGGAUGGACGAGGCAGAUUGCUCCAAUAUGGUUUGCGAGAAUUGGCAAUUUACGUGUAAUAUGUCACUGGUUAAACAUCGAUGCAUUUAUAAAUCUUGGGUGUGCGACGGUGAUAUGGAUUGCACUGAUGGUUCGGACGAGGUGAACUGUACCGUUACGGUUCCUCCGGCGCCAUUGACUCCGACGCAGAUCACAAAUCUUUGCAACCCCUGGAUGUUCAUGUGCAACAAUAAGAAGUGCGUACCUUACUGGUGGAAAUGCGACAGCGUAAAUGACUGCGGUGAUGAUUCCGAUGAGAUGGGUUGCGGGUAUCCCGAGGAAGUCGACGCUUCUACUAUCGUAUCCAUUACCGAACAAACCAAAGUUUGCGGAGACCAUCAAUUCCAAUGCCUAAACGGUAAAUGUAUACAGGACGCGUGGGUAUGCGACGGCUCGAACGAUUGUCCGUCUGGGGAAGACGAGGUGCACUGCGACGGAGUUCAGGUUACCUGCAGAGAAGGCCAGUUCAUGUGUCGCAUGGAUGGUUCUUGCAUACCUAUAAAAGAUGUCUGUAACGGUAUAGAAGAGUGUCCCGAUGGUAGCGACGAGUUAGGCUGCCCAGGUGAACAACAUUCUAGUCUAGCGGCCACUCCGUCCUGUUUCGUAGGUCUGUUUCCUUGCGACGAGACGCGUUGCUUUCCCUUGUCAGCUUACUGUAACGGGCAUCAAGAUUGUUUGGAUGGCUUCGAUGAGAACAACUGCGAGAAGAACAGCUCUCGCGUUUACCAGGUUCUCGUGAUGGGAGUUGACGAACGAUCAGUGAAUGCUACCGGUUUCAUCUUGUUUUGGUGGAUCCCGGUACCUGCAAAUGUGACUUUUGAGUUUCUACCAUCUAUAUCGCUUGCGGAACCUGGCGCAAACUGGACCAACGCUACCAAAUGGAUCGAAGACAUGGAAUAUCAGUUUAACAAUCUUCAGCCUUAUACUCGCUACAAUGUAACGGUUCACGUUAGACUAAAGGGACAAUCGAACGUUUUCCCGCCAGCGAAAUAUCAGAUUGUUACGACUAAGCCAGGUACUCCUUCGGAACCACGAAACGUCACCGUUGUGCAGGGUAAUGGAACUUGCGUCGAAGUCAGUUGGCUGCCACCUCUGCAUCCGAAUGGACCAAUCAUCGGUUACGAAGUUUACGUUGCACCACCUAUGCCGCCCAUGCGAUUCUUUAGACUAGGACAGCAGACGUCAGCGACUAUCUAUAUGCCUUUCGUGGCAAGUAGGAAUUAUUCGUUUUGGGUAGUAGCCAAAAACGAGUUUCACGAGUCUACUUUAUUCAAUGUGGUAACCUUAACUUUUGACGGGUCUGCAAACAUAGACGACAUCGAAGGUCUUAAAGUUGUCUCAACCACGAAUCACUCGGUCACCUUAGCUUGGAAGCCAUUGAAGGACGUCGAUGGAUAUCAUAUUACUCCUAAGGCUCCUGCUACGUAUCCCUCGUUAAAAAUGGUCGCAACGUUGAAUAAUCAGAUAGAAGUCACUAAAUUGGCCCCAGGAACUAAAUACACAUUUGAGAUUAGUGCUGUAAAGAAGAAGUAUGUUGGAAAGCCUACCACCGUAUCUGCAGUUACGGAUGGUACACCUUUACCAUUGGUGACGACACUUGUUGCUCAAUUAGUUAAACUUCAAGGAACAACUGUGAAAUUGUCUUGGGAUCCACCAAAGAGCCUGCGGAAGAUCAAGUGGCAGUAUGCGAUUCAUUACGCUGUCGAAAUAGUGGAAUUUUUUAAAGAUUACAAGCUUCUCACCACGAACUUGUCAGCUACCAUUAAGGAUUUGGAAGCUUGUGAAUACUACAUGUUCGCGGUUGGUGUUAAUGGAGAAUAUGGUGCGGGUCCUUUGAGUACACCGGUUUCAAUAUUCACGCAUUUCAAUCAACGUGCUCCACCGAAGAAAUUGAGGGUUGCGUCGACGAGUAGACCCGAUAGCAUAAUCAUUUCAUGGAGUGCAAGUUGUCCCACGAUUGACGAACCUAUCAAGUACACGAUUACUGUGACAGAGAUGACGCUCAACAAACGUUUUGUUGUUACUUUACCACCAACAAACGAAACGAUCGUAAAACACACUUUUAAUUCGAUAAAAUAUGGUGGCAAGUAUCGGAUCGUUAUAGCAACGGAUGUUGAUAACGCUAUACAAAGUCAGCCGGUUAUCUACACGGCACCUACGAUCUCGCCACCUCAUCAAUUGAAAGUUCUUCAUGAGAAUGAGCGCUACGUUAUCUUUUGGCAACAGCAAAAUGUACCGGAAAGUCUUAUAACUACGAACUAUCAUUACGAGAUCCUGGUGGUGGAAGGAUCGAACAAGAUGAACGAAUCGAUUGCUAAAGUUUACAAGAUCGAUCAGCCACCGUACACUUACAAGGAUGUUAAGUCAGAUACGAUUUAUACUUUUGCUGUUCGUUUGGUCACCCACGAAGGCUAUCAGAGUCCUUUAAGCGAGAUUUAUAGCGUCCGGAAAUCUGCGGAGACAAUGUUACCAGUGAUGAUGAACCCGUCGAAUAUCUUAUCUUUUGCGAUACCGAUCUGUUUACUAAUCGUGGCCCUAGGUUCCGCAUUGGCUUACUUCAUCAUAAGACACAGAAAGUUGUCUAAUACUUUCACGCAGUUUGCCAAUAGUCAUUACGAUACUAGACGUGGACAAGCGACUUUUCCAGGAACUACAGACGGUUUAGAAGAAGAAGACAGUCCUGUGAUACGAGGCUUCUCUGACGAUGAACCGUUGGUAAUUGCAUGAACAGGGGAUACACACAACAUCUGCCGUACAGUACACUUACUUACGCUUUUACACGUACACAAACAUACAUACACAGAGAGAAGAUACGUAACAGAAUCGAUAGGAGCAGUAUACGUGUAUACGUACAUGGGUAUAAAGAUAAUGUUUACAUGUAGGAGGAAUGUGCCAAUUCACUAUUAUUAAUAUGAUAACUUCGAGUAUAUAUACAUAUGUGUAUAUAUAUAUACAUAUGUGUAUAUAUAUAUACAUAUACACACACAUACCCAUACACACACACAUAGGUAAAGACCUGAUCAUAAAAGUGGGAAGCUUUUAUGAAAGUGGCUCAAGACUGACACACUUCAUUAAUCGCAGUAAAUACAGAUAGAUUAGACUGGCUGCUUAGAGCACUUACAUGAAAGCUUUUGCGUAUCGAUACCUUACGUUGUGUAGAGAUCUAAUUAUACAUGUACAUGAUAUUGAUUAGUAUACGGAAAGUUAAGUUUACGUCGUAUCGGCGGGGCCGCAGAGAUGGAAACUGUUGUUUGAUAUACCUGUAAAAGUCGGACAAUGUAUGAGAGGGUUGAAGAGAGAAGAGAGAAUAAUCUGUACAUAUAGUAAAUAUUUUGUACCGAAUCGCAGAACCUAUGAACAUUUUCGAGAUGUACACGAUUACGUUCACACGGAUUUCUACUGUAUAUGCAUAACGAGGAAAUCAUGUAUGUUCUGACGAAGUUCUUAUAUCGUCUAUGCUUUGAAAUAUUUUUACCGACAGCGGAGUCCCGUUGGGUUUACCAUUUUGAGAAAUUUUUCUUGUCUAAAGUCGGCAUUUAUACGAGCGAAUUUGCUCUAGAUCUUUUUACUUUUUUGUAAUAAAUCUUUUUUAUGUAACACACAAACACACGAAUAAGCUUAUUCAUACUUUUAAGAAGAAUACACGAAGCUUGUGGCAGCGGUGAAAGUUCCGUUAGUUUAAUCGUUUCAGUAUAAUAACGACGAUGAUUGGUGACUAUACUUAGGUCGUGUCUUACUAAGGAAGAAAGCAGUUCGGAUCACUUUUUUGUCUAAUACCUAUUGAUAAAAAAUAUGUAAUAAUAUAUAAAAAAGAUGUAUUUUUUAAGCAUACCGAUCGAGAAACAGUGCAACUUUUAUGUUCCGCUUUGAACAGAGUUCACUCGACCCGCACUGUUCACAGUUGUAUUAGAACGGAACAACAUUUGAAUUUAUUGUACAGAUUAUUUUUGAACAUGUGGCUAGUACUACUGUAGAGAUGAAUUGGGAACUUGAAAGUACAAUAAAAUUUCAUGUAAAAGUUCCACUUUAAAGUCUUCUUUGCGGUUCAUCGAAUGGUUAUGUACCUUUAACACGUCGAUAAAUGUUUCGGGCACUUCUUUUAUAUGUACACAUGUCUUUUUUAAAAUGUCAGAGAAAACAUUCAAGCAGCAUCUUUGUAGUACUAGCCUCAUAUUGAGAAACAGUCUGUAGAUGUAAAUAAUAAAUACAUGAAGCGGU
Messenger RNA from Hylaeus volcanicus, 8362 nucleotides. RefSeq names its product sortilin-related receptor-like. The transcript has 12 exons. The record is from RefSeq and is a predicted model, not a curated record. Lineage: Eukaryota; Metazoa; Arthropoda; Insecta; Hymenoptera; Colletidae. Gene Ontology annotation, biological process: post-Golgi vesicle-mediated transport. Bases 341 to 6871 code for a protein of 2176 amino acids. Gene Ontology annotation, cellular component: membrane; Golgi apparatus. Gene Ontology annotation, molecular function: protein binding.